AUUACACUUACAUUUUGUGCAUUCAGUGUGUCCCAGGGUACUGCAUCUUUUCUCUAACAGGUUUGUAGAAAUCUUGUAAAAAGCGCAAACAAUAAAAAUAUUAUAAUCCAGACGCGGCGGCUUUUUUGAUGCAAUUAGCUGUUCACGGGGAUUCCUACAUUGAAAUGCAUGUCAUCACGAUGUCAGCAUCAACUAUCUCUGAUUUUUUUGGCGCGUAAUUGAACACAACAACAGGAAGUGACGUCAUCUCCCGGGAAAUCUGUUCGCCUCGCUUGUAGUCGUACUCUCGCUGCCGCUUGUAGUCGCACUCUCGCUGUCUCUCCUAGUUGGUUUCUUGUUUGAAAAAACACAGACACACAUAGAUCGCACACAUUACAAACUUGCCACAAACACACUACACACUGCCACACAAAAAAUAAUGGUACCGCGAAAACCCGGACCCGCGAAACGGUACUCCGUACACGAAGCUUUGGCGCUAAUCACCGCGCCGGAUGAAGAUGGGGCUUCGGUCCACUCCUCUGGUCCGGAUUCAGCUGAUAGUGGCGAUGAAGCGGACUUCCUUGAAGGCCUGGAUCCGUGCCAUGACAUUGUUGCUGAUGUUGAGGAGGAGAUAUUUGAUGGAUCCUCUUCCACUGAGCCACCCUGCACUGUGGAGGGAGGCAGAGGGCGAGACAGGAGUCGGAGGAGUCGGCCUCCAGCAAAGCGGGGAAAUCGCUCCAGAUCAGAGAGACUCUCUGGUGAUGUAGCUGCCUGGAAAAAUGAAACCGAGCCUGACAGUUUGCCACGUCCCCUACCACAUUUCCUGCCUAAAAGAAGGCCAGGUGUGCAGCCACCUCUCUCAGAAUUUGUGGACAGUCCAGCUCCAUCAGAACUAUUCAAGCAGUUUUUUGAUCAGGCAGCUAUCAAAACAUUAUGUGUAAACACAAACAAAAAUGCAGCCAAAAAUAUUGCUGCUGGGAAAAAAUUCAGAUGGACUGACAUUACAGAGACUGAGAUGUAUCAGUACAUUGGGCUGACACUGUACAUGGGGCUUCUGAAGCGGCCGAAGAUCAAAGAUUUUUGGUGCACCAGUUCCAUCUUCCGUGUGCCGUAUCCUCCUCAGGUCAUGCCCAGAGAUCGCUUCUACAACAUCGCCUGGAACAUCCAUAUGAGUGACCCUGCAGAAGAUGCUCUCAAUGACAGCAGGAAAGGCAUGGAUAAUUAUGACUGCCUGCACAGAAUUCGCCCUCUGUAUGACAGCUUACGUGUAGCCUGCAAAGCUGUUUACCACCCCCAGCAACACCUUUCGGUGGAUGAGCGCAUGGUAGCCACCAAAGCCCGAAUUGCUCUGAAGCAAUACAUAAAGAACAAACCCACAAAGUGGGGGAUAAAACUUUUUGUGCUGUCUGACAACACAGGCUACACGGUUGACUUCAGCAUUUACACAGGCAGGUCCACUCUGGUAAGUGGGAAGGGGCUGUCGUUUGAUGCUGUGAUGUCACUCAUCCAAAAAAGCUACCUGGGAUCUGGUUAUCACAUUUAUUGUGAUAAUUUUUACACCAGCCCAGCACUUUUCAGGCACCUGCAUGGCCUGGGAUUUGGAGCCUGUGGCACAUUUCGGGACACAAGAAUUGUCAUUCCAAAAACAAAAGAAAAUGCCCUGACCAAAAAAUCUCCAAGAGGGACCAUCAGGUGGAUCAGAGAGGGACCUCUCAUCUUCAUCAAAUGGAUGGACACUAGGGAGGUGAGUGUGUGCUCCACCCUGCACACUGCCUUUUCAGGGGACACUGUCAAGAGAGCAUGCAAGGUUGGUGGGAAAUACAGAGCAAUUGAGGUGCAGGUGCCAACAGCUGUAAAGGACUACAACCAAUUCAUGGGUGGGGUUGACCUUUCAGACCAGCUAAUUGGCUCCUAUUCCUCAUGGAGAAAAAGCAGGAAAUGGUAUGUCACAGUGCUGCAUCAUUUCAUUGACAUUGCUGUAACUAACAGCUAUUUGCUCAGCAAGCAGCUGUGUAGCAGACUGAAGCAGCAACCAAUGACACACCAGGCCUUCCAGGAACUGCUGACAGCUGAGCUCUGUGGGGUCCCCUCACAACCAGUCCUGGAGAGCUAUCACCAUUUUCCUGUUGCCAUUUUUGAAGGGGCACCUGACCAGAAAAAGGCCACACAGGGGCGCAGGAAGUGCAGGCUGUGUGGGAAGUGCACUCCCUUCAUGUGUGAGGCAUGUAAAGUACCUCUGUGUGUCAUUGUGGACAGGAACUGUCACAAGACCUACCACAGCUCCGCUUGUGGUACUGAGAAGUGACAUUUUAUUAUAUCUUUCUGUAUUUUAGUUCUUGGGACACUUGGAUCUUGAUUAUACUAUUGUAAAUAAUUGCUCUGAGGUAAAUGCUGUAUUUUUUGCAAAUUGUGCCAAUACAAUUUUUAUGUGAAUUUUUGAUACACUAAAAAUAAGCGUUUUUCAAUAAUCUCAAUAAUCUAUCACAGCUCCACUGGUGCUAAUGAAAUGGAAAGUUUUAACAAUGCCUUUCUUUUUAUGAAUUCCUGGGACAGUUAAAAAUUUGAUUGCACUUUUGUAAAUAGUUUAUUUUUGAUAUAUAUGCUGUCUUUUUGCAAAUUGUUCAUAAUAUUUCAUUUUUCGUUUUUGCUACAGUUUAU
Archocentrus centrarchus (flier cichlid) is the source of this 2637-nucleotide messenger RNA. RefSeq names its product piggyBac transposable element-derived protein 4-like. The record is from RefSeq and is a predicted model, not a curated record. NCBI's taxonomy places the organism in Eukaryota, Metazoa, Chordata, Actinopteri, Cichliformes, Cichlidae. The coding region runs from base 419 to 2284 and encodes 621 amino acids. The transcript is spliced from 2 exons.